CCAGCCACGGCCAGCGAGAGCCACCCUUCUCGUCUUCCUCGGCUCGGGCCAUCGCCGCGCCGCGAAACCCUAGCGCUGCCUCCAUGGACUCCUCCUCCUCCAAGGGCAAGCGCAAGCGUGGCCGCAAGAGCAACAAGGCGGCAGCGGCGGACCAACGCCCGCCAUCCCCCGAUGCUGCACCCGCCCCCGCUCCGGCCGCGGCCGGCCGCCGCGGGCGCAAGCCGCGACGCGUCGUGGCCCCAGCGGACUCCGACUCCUCCCGCCCGUCGUCCCCGCCCCGGGGCGAGGAGACGAAGCCGGUGGCGAACGGAGGGGACGCGGUGGUGGGCGAGCUGGGCCCCGGCGCCUGGGAGGAGGAGGCCGUGAGGGUGGUCCCGUCCAUGGACGCGGUCGUGAAGGUGUUCUGCGUCCACACGGAGCCCAACUUCUCGCUGCCGUGGCAGCGGAAGCGGCAGUACAGCUCCAGCAGCAGCGGGUUCAUCAUCGGCGGCCGACGGGUCCUCACCAACGCUCACUCCGUGGAGCACUUCACGCAGGUCAAGCUUAAGAAGCGCGGGUCCGACACCAAGUACCUGGCCACCGUCCUUGCCAUAGGCACGGAGUGUGAUAUUGCGUUGUUAACUGUCAGUGAUGAUGAAUUCUGGGAAGGAGUUUCACCAAUUGAGUUUGGAUCGUUACCAGCACUUCAGGAUGCGGUUACUGUUGUUGGUUACCCAAUUGGAGGAGAUACAAUAUCUGUGACAAGUGGCGUGGUCUCUAGGAUAGAAAUACUGUCAUAUGUUCAUGGUUCUACCGAACUUUUAGGAUUGCAGAUAGAUGCAGCUAUUAAUUCAGGAAAUUCAGGUGGCCCAGCUUUUAAUGAUAGGGGCAUAUGUGUUGGUAUAGCUUUUCAGUCUCUUAAACAUGAAGAUGUAGAGAAUAUAGGUUAUGUGAUACCCACCCCAGUUAUCCAGCACUUCAUUCAAGACUAUGAAAAAUCUGGAGAAUAUACAGGUUUCCCUAUAAUCGGGAUAGAGUGGCAGAAAAUGGAAAAUCCUGAUCUCCGGAAAGCAAUGGGAAUGAAACCGGAUCAAAAGGGUGUUCGUGUCAGGAGGGUCGAACCUACUGCUCCUGAGUCUGGAUAUUUACGACCGUCAGAUAUAAUUCUUAGCUUUGAUGGCAUCGAUAUUGCCAAUGAUGGUACAGUUCCUUUCAGGCAUGGCGAACGCAUUGGCUUUAGUUAUCUUGUCUCUCAGAAAUAUACUGGUGAGAAGGCCGUUGUUAAAGUCCUGCGUGACUCAAAAGUUCAUGAAUUUAGAAUGAAGCUAGCAACCCACAAGAGACUCAUUGCAGCUCAUGUCAAGGGCAGGCCACCAUCAUAUUACAUCGUUGCUGGCUUUGUUUUCGCAGCUGUAUCUGUUCCAUAUCUUCGUUCUGAGUAUGGGAAAGACUAUGAAUACGAUGCACCUGUCAAGUUGUUGGUCAAGCAUUUACAUGCAAUGGCAGAAUCACCUGAUGAACAACUGGUGGUGGUAUCACAGGUGCUUGUGGCAGAUAUCAAUAUUGGCUAUGAAGAAAUUGUCAACACUCAGGUUCUUGCUGUUAAUGGUCAGCCUGUAAAAAAUUUGAAGAACCUGGUUACAAUGGUAGAAAACUGCAAGGAUGAAUUCUUGAAGUUUGAUUUGGAGUAUGACCAGAUUGUUGUCCUCAAGACAAAAACUGCGAAGGCUGCUACUAAAGACAUUCUGACAACACACUGUAUACCAUCGGCGAUGUCUGAUGACCUGAAGACCUAAUUGGAGCAAGAUGCUGCCUUCCGGGUGGCCCUGGCUGGGCCAAAUUUUUGGUUCAAUUGGUUAGCAACCAAAGUACUCAAUACCAGCCCGUCAGAAGCCCAUUCUCUGAAUCCAGAACCCCUCAGGGUUCCUGGGUGUCAAAGAGCAGGUUGGUGCCUACCUUCACCAAAGCGCCGUCACAUCAGCAGAAGCUGGAGUGGUCGCAAACAGUGAGUCGUCAUGAAAGCGAUAGUGAUUAAUAAACAUGAUUUUGUAUUUAAAAUCAAAGUUAGCGAUGGUGUUUCUAGAAAAGGAAAUUAGUGACGGGAAGAGAAACCAUACUUCAUAUUUUGCCCCACAAAGUCCAAUGGUUGGUAUUGGGUGAGCAAAGUGGUUGCUGGUAAAAUUGAUAGUAUUUCAUCUUCAUUUCCAGUACUAUAUUUUUCUUUUUUUUGGCUUAAAAAUUGCCUCGGUA
This is a messenger RNA of Brachypodium distachyon (stiff brome), 2229 nucleotides long. RefSeq names its product protease Do-like 9. Lineage: Eukaryota; Viridiplantae; Streptophyta; Magnoliopsida; Poales; Poaceae. The transcript is spliced from 9 exons. The record is from RefSeq and is a predicted model, not a curated record. Gene Ontology annotation, biological process: proteolysis. Bases 84 to 1775 code for a protein of 563 amino acids. Gene Ontology annotation, molecular function: protein binding; serine-type endopeptidase activity.